Messenger RNA from Apodemus sylvaticus (European woodmouse), 3229 nucleotides. RefSeq names its product ectonucleotide pyrophosphatase/phosphodiesterase 2 (gene Enpp2). Bases 179 to 2767 code for a protein of 862 amino acids. Gene Ontology annotation, molecular function: phosphatidylcholine lysophospholipase A1 activity; phosphodiesterase I activity; alkylglycerophosphoethanolamine phosphodiesterase activity. Gene Ontology annotation, biological process: phosphatidylcholine catabolic process; immune response; estrous cycle. The transcript has 25 exons. The record is from RefSeq and is a predicted model, not a curated record. NCBI's taxonomy places the organism in Eukaryota, Metazoa, Chordata, Mammalia, Rodentia, Muridae.
AGAGUUGCAAUUUGUGAACCAACUGUGAUGAAAUCGAGCUCUGCACGAAUCAGACGCGCCUGUCAACUUCCCAGGUGGGAUUGCUUGGAGUUAACAGCCUGAACUCAGAGCCCCGAAAGCAGAGCAUUCAGGGCAAGCCAGAGAACACCCCGCAGAGGCUUUCCAAGAAUCCCUCGGCAUGGCAAGACAAGGCUGUCUCGGGUCAUACCAGGUAAUAUCCUUGUUCACUUUUGCCAUCGGCGUCAAUAUCUGCUUAGGAUUCACAGCAAGUCGAAUUAAGAGGGCUGACUGGGAUGGAGGACCUCCCACAGUGUUAUCUGACUCUCCAUGGACCAACACAUCUGGAUCCUGCAAAGGUAGAUGCUUUGAGCUUCAAGAGGUUGGACCUCCUGACUGUCGGUGUGACAACCUAUGUAAGAGUUACAGCAGCUGCUGCCAUGAUUUUGAUGAUCUCUGUUUGAAAACAGCUCAAGGCUGGGAGUGCACCAAAGACAGAUGUGGGGAAGUACGGAAUGAGGAAAAUGCCUGUCACUGCUCGGAAGACUGCUUGUCCCGGGGAGACUGCUGUACCAACUACCAAGUGGUCUGCAAAGGAGAAUCACACUGGGUAGAUGAUGACUGUGAAGAAAUAAAAGUUCCUGAAUGUCCUGCAGGAUUUGUCCGCCCUCCGUUAAUCAUCUUCUCCGUGGAUGGGUUCCGUGCAUCAUACAUGAAGAAAGGCAGCAAGGUUAUGCCCAACAUUGAGAAGCUGCGGUCCUGUGGCACCCAUGCUCCCUACAUGAGGCCUGUGUACCCCACAAAAACCUUCCCUAACCUGUAUACGCUGGCCACUGGUUUAUAUCCAGAAUCCCAUGGAAUCGUCGGCAAUUCAAUGUAUGAUCCUGUCUUUGAUGCUACUUUCCAUCUUCGAGGGCGAGAGAAGUUUAACCAUAGAUGGUGGGGAGGCCAACCGCUAUGGAUUACAGCCACCAAGCAAGGGGUGAGAGCUGGAACAUUCUUUUGGUCUGUGAGCAUCCCUCAUGAGCGGAGAAUCCUAACCAUUCUUCAGUGGCUUUCCCUGCCAGACAACGAGAGGCCUUCAGUUUAUGCCUUCUACUCUGAGCAGCCUGAUUUUUCUGGACACAAGUAUGGCCCUUUUGGCCCUGAGAUGACAAAUCCUCUGAGGGAGAUUGACAAGACCGUGGGGCAGUUAAUGGACGGACUGAAACAACUCAAACUGCAUCGUUGUGUGAACGUCAUUUUUGUUGGAGACCAUGGAAUGGAAGAUGUGACCUGUGACAGAACUGAGUUCCUGAGCAGCUACCUGACUAACGUGGAAGAUAUUACCUUAGUGCCUGGAACUCUAGGAAGAAUUCGACCCAAGUUUGCCAAUAAUCCUAAAUAUGACCCUAAAGCCAUUAUUGCUAACCUCACGUGUAAAAAACCAGAUCAGCACUUUAAGCCUUACCUGAAACAGCACCUUCCCAAACGUUUGCACUAUGCCAACAACAGGAGAAUCGAGGAUAUCCAUUUAUUGGUGGAUCGCAGAUGGCAUGUCGCAAGGAAACCCUUGGACGUUUAUAAGAAGCCAUCAGGGAAAUGUUUUUUCCAGGGUGACCAUGGCUUUGAUAACAAGGUCAACAGCAUGCAGACUGUUUUCGUAGGUUAUGGCCCAACUUUUAAGUACAGGACUAAAGUGCCUCCAUUUGAAAACAUUGAACUUUAUAAUGUUAUGUGUGAUCUUCUAGGCUUGAAGCCAGCUCCCAAUAAUGGAACCCACGGAAGUCUGAAUCACCUACUACGCACAAAUACCUUUAGGCCAACCAUACCAGAGGAAGUCAGCAGACCCAACUACCCGGGGAUUAUGUACCUUCAGUCUGAUUUUGACCUGGGCUGCACCUGUGAUGAUAAGGUAGAGCCAAAGAACAAAUUGGAAGAACUAAAUAAACGCCUUCAUACCAAAGGAUCUACAGAAGAGAGACAUCUCCUGUAUGGACGACCUGCAGUGCUUUAUCGGACUAGCUAUGAUAUCUUAUACCAUACGGACUUUGAAAGUGGUUACAGUGAAAUAUUCUUAAUGCCUCUCUGGACAUCAUAUACCAUUUCUAAGCAGGCUGAGGUCUCCAGCAUCCCAGAGCACCUGACUAACUGUGUUCGGCCUGAUGUGCGUGUGUCUCCAGGAUUCAGUCAGAACUGUUUAGCCUAUAAAAAUGAUAAACAGAUGUCAUAUGGAUUCCUUUUUCCUCCCUAUCUGAGCUCUUCGCCAGAAGCUAAAUAUGAUGCUUUCCUCGUAACCAACAUGGUUCCAAUGUACCCCGCCUUCAAACGUGUUUGGACUUAUUUCCAAAGGGUUUUGGUGAAGAAGUACGCUUCAGAAAGGAAUGGAGUUAACGUAAUAAGUGGACCGAUUUUUGACUACAAUUACGAUGGCUUACGUGACACUGAAGACGAAAUUAAACAGUAUGUGGAAGGCAGCUCUAUACCUGUCCCCACCCACUACUACAGCAUCAUCACCAGCUGCCUGGACUUCACUCAGCCUGCAGAUAAGUGUGAUGGUCCUCUCUCGGUGUCUUCUUUCAUCCUUCCUCACCGACCCGACAAUGAUGAAAGCUGUAAUAGUUCCGAAGAUGAGUCAAAAUGGGUAGAGGAGCUCAUGAAAAUGCACACAGCUCGGGUGCGGGACAUUGAACAUCUCACCGGUCUGGAUUUCUACAGGAAGACUAGCCGUAGCUAUUCGGAAAUUCUGACCCUCAAGACCUACCUGCAUACGUAUGAGAGCGAGAUUUAACUUUCUGGGCCUGCACAGUAUAGUCUUAGCAACUGGUGUAUAUUUUUAUAUUGUGUUUGUAUUUAUUAAUUUGAAGCCAGGACAUAAACAAAGAAACAAAGAAACAAACAAACAAAAAAAACCACUUAGUAUUUUAAUCCUGUACCAAAUCUGACAUAUUAAGCCUGAAUGACUGUGCUAUUUUUCUCCUCUAAUUCUUAAUGUAGACAGAGUCGUGUUCUGAGCAGAGUUUAUAGCGAACACUAAAGCUCAUGAUCCAAGUAGAAGCUUCUACAUGGUGCUGCAGGUUGAGUAUUUGCAUUGAGGAAAUACUAGUUUUCCAGUGCCCAGUCACCACGUGUAGUCCUGUUCUGUAUCGAAAGACUGAUUUUGUAAGGGUGCAUUCAUCUGCUGUUAACUUUGACAGACAUAUUUAAGCCUUAUAGACCAAUCUUAAAUAUAAUAAAUCACACAUUCAGAUUU